Monopterus albus (swamp eel) is the source of this 3463-nucleotide messenger RNA. It is a transcript of the gene atad1a, whose product is annotated as ATPase family AAA domain containing 1a. Gene Ontology annotation, cellular component: mitochondrial outer membrane. Lineage: Eukaryota; Metazoa; Chordata; Actinopteri; Synbranchiformes; Synbranchidae. The coding region runs from base 168 to 1313 and encodes 381 amino acids. The transcript has 10 exons. The record is from RefSeq and is a predicted model, not a curated record. Gene Ontology annotation, molecular function: ATP hydrolysis activity; ATP binding. Gene Ontology annotation, biological process: extraction of mislocalized protein from mitochondrial outer membrane.
CUUUGCUUUGCUUUAGUAGCUUUGGCUUCGACGACUGUUGCUUUACCUGUAAUUUUCAUUAAAAACAUAAGCAACAUCUCAAUGAACGUUUUUUACGGUCUGUGGCUAAUAAUCAUGAGCCACUCUUCAGUUCUAUCCAGCCUCUGGACUGAUAUCAACCAGCAAAGAUGCUGUUUAAAGAUCUCCCCAGGGAGGCCCUGAUGCGGCCGUUGUCCAGAAAUGAAGUGGUAGGCAUGCUGGUGAAGUUGACCAUCUUUGGUGCAGCUACAUACUACAGCAUCAAAUGGGUUGUAGAAGCUAUGGACCCUACCUCCAAACAGAAAAGCCAAGCCAAAAAAAGGGCAGAGCAGCUGAUGAAGAAGAUUGGUGUCGAAGGGGUCAAGCUAACAGAGUAUGAGAUGAACAUUGCAUCUCAACUAGUUGAUCCACAGACUAUGAAGGUGUCCUGGUGUGAUAUAGCAGGUCUGGAUGAGGUUAUCAAUGAGCUGCAAGACACUGUCAUCCUGCCCUUUCAGAAAAGGCAUCUAUUAGCUGGAUCUAAACUCUUUCAGCCCCCUAAAGGUGUUUUGUUGUUUGGUCCUCCAGGAUGUGGAAAGACUAUGAUCGCCAAGGCAACAGCAAAAGCCUCUGGCUGCAAGUUUAUCAACCUUCAGGCCUCCACACUGACAGAUAUGUGGUACGGUGAAUCACAGAAGUUGGCAGCUGCUGUCUUCUCACUGGCUGUCAAAAUCCAGCCCUGUAUCAUCUUUAUUGAUGAGAUUGAGUCAUUUCUGAGGAAUCGCUCCAGCCUGGAUCACGAGGCCACAGCCAUGAUGAAGGCCCAGUUCAUGAGCCUGUGGGAUGGCCUGGAUACGUCCCCAAGCACCCAGGUGAUGGUGAUGGGAGCUACAAACAGGCCACAGGACAUGGACCCAGCCAUUCUGCGCAGGAUGCCUGCCACUUUCCACGUUGGCCUGCCAAACACAAGACAAAGAGAGGACAUCUUGAGGCUGAUAUUAGCAGGAGAAAAUCUGAGUAAUGCCAUCAAUCUGAAAGAGAUUGCAGAGAAAACAGAAGGUUACUCUGGCAGCGACCUGCGGGAGCUUUGUCGUGAUGCCGCCAUGUACAGAGUCCGGGACUACGUCCGCAAGGAACAGAUGAGGCAAAUCGCUCAGCAGUUACAGGGCUGCCAGGAGGAGGAGAAACCUGUGGAUGAGGAGCGUUUACGACCAGUUACCCAGCUGGACCUGCUCUUCGGCCUGGAUAAGAUGAUGGAAUCUAAGCGGGCCACAGUCUCUGCAUUACCCAGCAUGCCAGAGGUUCCCCUGGAUUAAACACAGACACUGCAUCGCUGACUGGACACAUUUGUCCUCGCUUUUGUUCACAGUGCAUUUCAACUCGCCAAGCAGAGACCCCUCCGACAGGUCAGAGGUGCAGUGGCAAAGCCAGCACACAGCUGUACUUGUCUUAAACUUUAUUUAUCCAGAAGAGGGUUGUUCUGAGUAUGCUUGUUUUCAGCACAGUCCUGUUACAUGUAUACAGUUGUAAUACAUACCACAGUCUCCCCCCACUGAGAGCACCAUGAAAGCAAUUUACAUCGAUUUACUUGCUCAACGGUGCCACAACAGUUUGUCUAGAAGAGGUGAGCGCAUUAUCAAUCUGUCUAAACUUACUCCCACUGUAAGGUUUCAUUUGCAACCACAGCACUGACUGGCACAUGGUCAAUUAGCAUUAGCGUCUUUGUUUUUUGCUUGAAUAACAGGGAUGUUAAAAAUGUCAGAUACUAUUUAAAAACCAAGUGCACCUCCAUCUCUUAGCUGUUGUGUUCUUACCCUGAGCCUGAUUAGAUGAAAACCUCAGUGACAGUUGUUUCCUCCUGCUUUCAGUGAUCCUUCACAAAGUUGAUCAGCACACUCUUGUUUUUUAAUAUUUCUUUGAUUGCAUCUUUGCUUUUUAAAGUGAGAGAGGUUGCUUUUAGCCAGCGUGAAGAAAACUGGAGUCAUGCAAAAUUCAUCAUAUAAUGAGUUACUGCUCCCAUGGAGUACAAAUUGAGAUUUUUUUUUCUUAAUUACAGUAAAUGUAAUAUGGUUUUAAUCGUGAAGUCAGCAUGGCUGUACAUGCCAUCAAGACACAAUACAGUAUGUAUGAGGAGAAGAGGAGUGAAGUCAGCCACAGGUGAAAUAUGACGCUCAGUAAAAUGGCUGCCAUACACUGAAAAUCUGUGACCACAGUCAUUGUGCACUGUAGCAGUACUAUGUCAAUUUUCAGCAUAAAAUCAUUCGCAAUAAAAGCUUGCCAUUGUUCUCAAGGUCCAAUAAUAAUGCAGCCGGAGCUCUCAGUUAAUACAUGUAGACAAAAGCAGAAAACAAAGCAAACAUUCAAGUGGAAACAGGGCCACCACUUAAACACUGCAACAGAAAUUUGGCUAUAAUGAUCUGAGCCAGAGACAGCAAUAAAACACACUAUCACAUCCUGUGUUCUCAACCAUCAUUGUCUUGCUACUAAAUUGCCGUAAAAACACACUUAAUGGGCAUCAUGCUGUGUGCUUGUAUGUAAAAGUGGAAGGAAAACGUGGGGUUUGAGUCAAGACCAGGGCUUUGAAUGCAAGGUUACCAAAUCUGUUGACUGGACUUCAUAUUGGUCUUAAGAAUGUUUUUUCAUCAGCAAAGAAAAUGACUGAUACAUCAUGUUACUAUGAUAUUUAUUUGUGAGUCCCCGUUGUUUUACUCUGAAUGGCUUUCACAUCUUGUUCCAGGAAUCAAUCAACGACUGACGAUGGCUUUCACUUGAACACACAUCAGGGUGCUUUAUUUUGGCUUUGAGGACUGCAUGACUUUAAAAUUGAAGUGAUUUUAAUCAGCUGUCAGUCUCAGGUUGUUGUGACAUGUUUUUUUUUCUGCCCCCACUUUCUAUAAAAACUCUUAUUAUAUGCCAUGCGGAGACAGAGCAGCAAUCUAUUGCAGGCCGUUCUCCCACGCAGUCUGAGCUAGUCAGGGUGGAUUAGUUCCCAACCUUGACCACACGGUGGCACUGUAACUUCACUGUUCUGGUACUAAAGAAGGUGAGAUAUGGACUGCUUUUAUGAGAGCGGUUGUGUGACAGUAAAACAGGGAACCCUGCAUACUGGAAUGUUUCUCCCUUAUUGAGUUAUUCAUUGAUAUUUAGAUGUCUCUUAAUCUUUAUUAGAGUACCUCGAGUGGUCAAAAUGUUGCCAUGAAAUGUUGCUGAAAAAGCCAAUAAUUGUAUGAGUGCAGCUUGCAGGUUUUAGUUACCUUUCUCGGAGAAAGGCACAGUUGCACCUGUGUAAAUGCUCUACUUCAAUGCAGUAUCACUUAUCAGGUCAAUCAUCAGUUAUGUGGCAAAGACUAACUCUGUGAAUGCAGUUGGUCUAAGUUAUACCAUCAACUACGUGUAUAUGUUGAAUAUAAAAUGUUAAACGUGUACUGUGGAAUGUAUUUAUUAAAUAACUGAAAGAAAUAAAUGU